GGUAGCACUGCGUCCGUAAAUUUAAAUGUCACCACAAGUGUUGUUAUAAAAAUUUCUUCACUCGCUGCAAAAAUUAAUCUUUUAUUUUUAUUAUUUUUUCAAUAAAAUGUGCGAUUUAACUGACGAAGAAAUAUAUGCUGGCUUGAAGAAGUAUUUUGGAUAUUCAAAAUUCAAAAAUGAAUUACAAGAAAAAGCUGUCAAAUGUGCAAUUAAUACAAAUCGAGAUAUUUACGUCUCAAUGCCAACCGGCUCCGGUAAAUCACUAUGCUUUCAACUCCCAGGAAUAUUGGCAAAAAAAAUAACAUUGGUAUUUUCUCCUCUCCUCGCCCUAAUCAAGGAUCAAAUCGAUCAUCUGAGUAAGCUCAAAAUUUCAGCCGAAUCGAUUAAUUCCAAAAUGUCCACAAAAGAUCGCGAACGCGUCAUGAUUGAUUUGAAAAGUAUCAAUCCAAAUACACGCUUUUUAUACAUAACUCCCGAACAAGCUGCCACUGAAUCUUUUCAGUCGCUUCUCAGUCACUUGGUUAAGUAUGACAAAGUCGCUUAUGUCGCCGUCGAUGAAGCCCAUUGUGUUAGCCAGUGGGGUCAUGACUUUCGUCCAGACUACCUUAAACUGGGUAAUUUGAGGCAAAAGUAUCUGCAUAUCCCGUGGAUCGCUUUGACCGCUACUGCCUCCAAACAUGUCGUCAAUGACAUCAUUACCCAGUUAAAACUCAAAUGUCCUGUGACGACAUUCAAAACACCUUGUUUCAGGGUCAAUCUGUUUUAUGACAUUGUCUUCAAGAACUCUAUUGAAGAUGACUUUGCCCAUUUGGCCAAAUUUGCUCUGCAUUGUCUGGGUGACGAGGAUAAGAGUUUGCCAUCGUCGAAACGAGGCUGUGGCAUUAUCUAUUGCCGAACCCGUGAAGCUGCCGAACGCGUGGCUCACGGAGUAUCUAAACAAAAGGUGAAGGCAAUCGCUUAUCAUGCUGGACUCAAGAGUUCUGAGCGCACACAGACCCAAGAAGAUUGGAUGUCUGGCAAAUAUACAAUUAUAUGUGCAACGAACAGUUUUGGAAUGGGAGUGGAUAAGUCCACAGUUCGAUUUGUUAUCCAUUGGGAUAUUCCACAGAAUGUAGCGGCCUACUAUCAGGAAUCUGGCCGUGCUGGUCGAGAUGGAAAACAAUCGUAUUGCCGAUUAUAUUAUGGCAAAGAAGAUGUCAAGUCGAUAACAUUUCUUCUGCAAAACGAUGUUAAUAGGAGCAAAAAUGCUGAGAAUGCAAAUGCCUUGCGAGCGAUUAAGAACUUUGACGAAAUGGUCAAGUACUGUGAAUCUAUUCGUUGCAGGCAUAAAUUAUUUUCAGAUUAUUUUGGAGAUCCGCCUCCAAAAUGUACGAAUCAAUGUGAUGUCUGUAAGAAUCCGAAGAACAUUGAAAAAGCCUUGGACACCUUUCACCGGCUUUCUAUGAAUUCGGCAUUUAAGUCGGAGAUAAGUUUGUCAAACACCUCAGAUCUUUAUGAAGGUGGUCGUGCUGGAUUGUUUUCAUCAAAAGGACGAACUUUUGCUGAUGGUGAUGACUGUGAUGAAACUGACACUCGAGAAUAUUUGGAUAAAAAAGCUAAAAAAGAUGCACAAGAUUUUAUACGAAAACAAUUUGAAAUUCGCAAAGCAAUUAGCGCUGCAACUUUGUUAGAAAACGAACCCGAUGCUAAGAUGUCGCGGGUGAAAUCAGCUCAAGCUACUGAAACUAAAGUAGCCGGAUUGAAAACCAGUCUACGCGAGAGCUAUCUAACUUCGCUGAUAGAAGUUCUGAAGGCAAAUGUAGAAAAGUGUGCGAUUGCUGCUGAACGGCCUAGUUAUGAUUUGAAGCAUAGGGACUUUGAGGAAGUGGCCAAAGAAAUUGAAUAUGAGUGUUUCACCAAAAACAAGGUUGUCAAUAUCUAUCGGCUUACUGUAGCUAAAGAGAUGUCUGCUAUUAGAAAGUGCUCUGAUGAACUAAGACUUCUUCCAGUGUUAAAAGAUUACGUCCCAAAGAAAACCAAUGUACACGGUGGAUCCGUUGAAUAUUACGAACAGAAAUUAAAAGACUUGCAAGAUUCAGCCACCGACGAAGUGAAAAGAACAAUCGCUGCAUCUAAAUCAAAGUUAAUUAAAAAAUCCAGCUAUAAACGAGAUCCUCACAAACAAACCGCCAUUAGUUCGUUUUUUGAAAGUAAAUCCAAAAAAUCUUCAUCAAGCAGUCAGAGUAGUCCUGCGGAAGAAGCAGUAAAAGAAGAAAUAGAUAGCGAUGAUCUUGAAGCUGAACUUGACGAAACAUGCUCAUUUAUAAAAAAAGAAAUAAUCUCAGAAUCAAAAGAUAAAGUUGUAGACAAAAUCACACAACCAGGAUUUGUAAAAGCAUCAGUUCUUUUUAAAACUCAGAAAAGGAUAUCACACAAUAAUAAUAAUAAUAAGGAUGACAAUACACUGAAGGAUGAUUAUGUCAAACCUGAAAAAACUGCAAUAAAGGCAAAAUUUUCAGAAUUCAUAACUAUUAAGGAAUCGCCUAUCUAUGAAGAUAUUGAGCCUGAAUCUCCAACAUCGUCAUCGAAAACGUGUACUGUCACUGUCACGGAAAAGGAACCAAGUCCAGCUAGGGGUAAAAAACGUAGUGCAUCACCAAUCGCCAUCUCUGAUGGCGAUGAAUCCAAAACUAAACGAAACAAGCUUGGGCGGGCAUUAAGCUUGAGUGAGGAACUAACCGAAUUGUGUAAAGCCAAUGCUUCUGUGGACAAAAAAAAGCCAAGUAGUAGUGGGCAAACUGAAAUUAAAAACCCAAGUAGUAGUAAACUGAAUGAAACUCAAAAAAAAGUUACAACCAAAGUCCCACAUUCGGAGAAUUCAAAAACUACCACCGAUAAACCAACAAAAGAGGACAAAAAUGGUAAAAUAAAAAAAGAUUCAAAUGCCAAUCAUAAAGAUGGCAGUCGAAAAAAUAGCUCAGCAUCGAAACAGGAUUUCGAAGCAAUGAAAAAGUUUAAGGCAUCUGUUGGCGAUCAUGUAGUCAAGUGUUUAAAUCCAUACUAUAAAGUUAACAUUGCUAAUAAGGAUGUGUUCAAAGCACUUGCCAAAAAGAUAUCGCAUUUGAUUUAUUCAAAACAAUUAGAAAAAGAUAAAAGUAAAGAUUUCAUUGGCCAAAUAUUCAAAAAAACCAAAAUGAUUUCAAAUGAUGCUGAUAUUGAAAAAUAUGUUGGUUGCUAAGUGUUUAAGCAAACUGUAUAUAUUAAUAAUAUUUUAAUCUUCCAUAUAUUUUAUAUCCUAUUAAAAAUUGUUUUUGUUUUGUUCUUUUAUAUUCAAAAUGCAUUUGAAUGAUUAAA
Messenger RNA from Episyrphus balteatus (marmalade hoverfly), 3333 nucleotides. RefSeq names its product ATP-dependent DNA helicase Q5 (gene RecQ5). NCBI's taxonomy places the organism in Eukaryota, Metazoa, Arthropoda, Insecta, Diptera, Syrphidae. The transcript is spliced from 5 exons. Gene Ontology annotation, molecular function: 3'-5' DNA helicase activity; four-way junction helicase activity; ATP binding. The coding region runs from base 107 to 3217 and encodes 1036 amino acids. Gene Ontology annotation, biological process: double-strand break repair via homologous recombination; regulation of DNA-templated transcription. The record is from RefSeq and is a predicted model, not a curated record. Gene Ontology annotation, cellular component: cytoplasm; chromosome.